AUGUUAACACUACCGUUUGACGAGUCUGUUGUAAUGCCAGAAUCCCAGAUGUGCAGAAAGUUUUCUAGAGAAUGCGAGGACCAGAAGCAAAUUAAGAGACCAGAAAGCUUUUCCAAGCAGAUUGUCCUUCGAGGAAAGAGCAUCAAAAGGGCCCCUGGAGAAGAAACUGAGAAAGAGGAAGAGGAGGAAGACAGGGAAGAGGAAGAUGAAAACGGGCUGCCCAGAAGGAGGGGUCUUAGAAAAAAAAAGACAACCAAGCUUCGGCUGGAAAGGGUCAAGUUCAGGAGGCAGGAAGCCAAUGCGCGGGAGAGGAACAGGAUGCACGGCCUCAAUGACGCUCUGGACAAUUUAAGAAAAGUGGUCCCCUGUUAUUCCAAAACCCAAAAACUGUCCAAAAUAGAAACUUUACGACUGGCCAAAAACUACAUCUGGGCACUUUCUGAAAUCCUGAGAAUCGGCAAGAGACCAGAUCUGCUCACGUUCGUCCAGAACUUAUGCAAAGGGCUCUCCCAGCCAACUACAAACUUGGUGGCAGGCUGCUUGCAGCUCAAUGCCAGGAGUUUCCUGAUGGGUCAGGGCGGGGAGGCUGCUCACCACACAAGGUCACCCUACUCGACCUUCUACCCACCCUACCACAGCCCUGAGCUCACCACUCCCCCAGGCCAUGGGACUCUUGAUAAUUCCAAGUCUAUGAAACCCUACAGUUACUGUAGCGCUUAUGAAUCCUUCUAUGAAAGUACUUCCCCUGAGUGUGCCAGCCCUCAGUUUGAAGGUCCCUUAAGUCCUCCCCCAAUUAACUAUAAUGGGAUAUUUUCCCUGAAGCAAGAAGAAACCUUGGACUAUGGCAAAAAUUACAAUUACGGCAUGCAUUACUGUGCAGUGCCACCCAGGGGUCCCCUUGGGCAGGGUGCCAUGUUUAGGUUGCCCACUGACAGCCACUUCCCCUACGACUUACAUCUGCGCAGCCAAUCUCUCACCAUGCAAGAGGAAUUAAAUGCAGUUUUUCAUAAUUAA
Messenger RNA from Lepus europaeus (European hare), 1014 nucleotides. RefSeq names its product neuronal differentiation 6 (gene NEUROD6). Gene Ontology annotation, molecular function: protein dimerization activity. Gene Ontology annotation, biological process: regulation of DNA-templated transcription; nervous system development. Lineage: Eukaryota; Metazoa; Chordata; Mammalia; Lagomorpha; Leporidae. The record is from RefSeq and is a predicted model, not a curated record. Bases 1 to 1014 code for a protein of 337 amino acids. The transcript has a single exon.